Molecule: messenger RNA, 2035 nt
Organism: Phacochoerus africanus (Common warthog)
Lineage: Eukaryota; Metazoa; Chordata; Mammalia; Artiodactyla; Suidae
Gene: PXK
Product: PX domain containing serine/threonine kinase like
Exons: 18
Coding region: 104-1837 (577 amino acids)
Biological process (GO): protein phosphorylation; endosome to lysosome transport; early endosome to late endosome transport
Cellular component (GO): extrinsic component of endosome membrane; late endosome; early endosome
Molecular function (GO): protein kinase activity; phosphatidylinositol binding; ATP binding
Source: RefSeq, a predicted model, not a curated record
GCGUGUUGACAGCGGCGGCGGCGGCGGAACCCAGCGGCGGCGGGAGUCGGCGCCUCUGGUUCCUGCCCCUGGUCCCAAGGCGGUGGCGGACGGGCGUCCCGGGAUGGCCUUCAUGGAGAAGCCGCCGGCCGGCAAGGUGCUGCUGGACGACACGGUGCCGCUGACAGCAGCCAUUGAGGCGAGCCAGAGCCUGCAGUCCCACACGGAAUAUAUCAUUCGAGUGCAAAGAGGAAUUUCUGUAGAAAAUAGCUGGCAGAUUGUUAGGAGAUACAGUGACUUUGAUUUGCUGAACAACAGCUUGCAGAUUACAGGCCUAAGUCUACCUCUUCCUCCCAAAAAAUUGAUUGGUAACAUGGAUCGGGAAUUCAUAGCUGAGAGGCAGAAAGGUCUUCAGAACUAUCUCAACGUUAUCACCACCAAUCAUAUCUUGUCUAAUUGUGAGCUGGUUAAGAAGUUUUUAGACCCAAACAACUAUUCUGCAAACUACACUGAGAUUGCCUUACAGCAGGUUUCCAUGUUCUUCAGAUCAGAACCAAAGUGGGAGGUGGUAGAACCAUUGAAAGACAUAGGUUGGAGGAUAAGGAAGAAAUAUUUCUUGAUGAAGAUUAAAAAUCAGCCAAAGGAACGGCUAGUGUUAAGCUGGGCUGACCUUGGUCCUGACAAGUAUCUGUCAGAUAAAGAUUUUCAGUGUCUAAUCAAGCUUCUGCCUUCCUGUUUGCAUCCUUACAUCUUUCGUGUUACCUUUGCCACAGCUAACGAAUCCUCGGCAUUGUUAAUUAGGAUGUUUAAUGAAAAAGGAACUUUGAAGGACCUGAUCUACAAGGCAAAACCAAAAGACCCAUUCCUAAGGAAGUACUGUAACCCUAAGAAGAUUCAAGGCCUUGAACUCCAGCAAAUAAAAACAUAUGGGCGGCAAAUAUUAGAGGUACUAAAGUUUCUCCAUGACAAAGGGUUCCCUUAUGGGCAUCUUCAUGCCUCCAAUGUGGUGCUAGAAGGAGACACUUGCCGGCUGCUAGACCUUGAGAAUUCCUUGUUGGGCCUCCCUUCCUUCUACCGAUCCUAUUUCUCACAAUUCAGGAAAAUCAAUACACUGGAGAGUGUGGACGUCCACUGCUUCGGCCACUUACUGUAUGAAAUGACUUACGGACGACCGCCAGACUCGGUGCCUGUAGACUCCUUCCCGCCUGCACCAUCUAUGGCUGUGGUGGCCGUGUUGGAGUCUACGCUGUCUUGUGAAGCCUGUAAAAAUGGCAUGCCUACCGUCUCCCGGCUCUUACAGAUGCCAUUAUUCAGUGAUGUUCUUCUAACCACUUCUGAAAAGCCACAGUUUAAGAUCCCCACAAAGUUAAAAGAGGCAUUGAGAAUUGCCAAAGAGUGUAUAGAAAAGAGACUAAUUGAAGAACAGAAACAGAUCCACCAGCACCGGAGACUGACAAGAGCUCAGUCUCACCACGGAUCUGAAGAAGAAAGAAAAAAGAGGAAGAUUUUAGCUCGAAAGAAGUCAAAACGAUCUGCAUUUGAAAAUAGUGAAGAACAUUCAGCAAAAUACAGCAACUCCAAUAAUUCAGCAGGAUCUGGGGCCAGCUCACCUCUUACAUCCCCGUCAUCGCCAACACCACCCUCUACAGCAGGGAUGUCCGCAUUACCUCCACCUCCUCCACCUCCACCACCAGCAGCUCCCUUGCCUCCUGUGAGCACUGAGGCACCCACACGACUUCCGCCUCAGGCUGUGAAUGGCGUGGGCCGAGGGGCCUUACUCAGCUCUAUCCAGAAUUUCCAAAAAGGAACUUUGAGGAAAGCCGAAACCUGUGAUCACAGCGCGCCUAAGAUCGGCUAAAACUUGUUUACACUUGGAGGGAAAAGUUCUUUUUUUUCCCUUCCACCUCAAACCCCUAAAGUACCCUCUUUCUGGAUGAAUAAUUGCUGAGCCAGUACAGCCACACAUGAUUGUGCAGAUGCUCAUGUAAGGGGCUUUUCAAGAAGGAAGUGUUCUUCAAGUAGAAUAAAGUCGGGCUGGCAAUGCUGCCUUAAGAAA